AUGGCUGUCACCAUUGAUGCGCAGCAGCUACUCGCUGAGCCUCUCAAAGGCCAGACGCUGACCAUAACCGUCACCCCCGACUCGCACCAAACACUUGUAGACGCUCUGAAGGGCCAGGCCCUGACGAUCCCAGAUCUUGUUAUGCUACUCUACCCCGACUGGGAAGUUAAAAACCAUGAAAAUGAGACGCAAAUUCGCGACGAGAUGGAGAAUGAAUGGUGCCCCAACCCCCAUAAACGGUCCAAGUUGAAGCAAGGCAAUUUUGCUGAACAGGCGGGCUACUUCUGGACGGGUUGCCCGCUGGAGCGACUACGCCCUCUGGCCCAAUUUAUGUACUGGUACUUCAUCUGGGAUGACGAUCCAGAGGUCGAUUGCGGGGAACUCACGCACGACCGCGAAGGCACGGAGCAAUACACCAAAGACACCAUCAAGUUCAUGGAAUGGUGCCUAGAGCCCGAAAACUACGCUCCCGAGCGCACCAAGUGUCCAAUCCCAGCAGAUGCAAAGCACAAUUCGGGCUGUUUUGAGGACAUCGGACGGGCUAUGCAGACUGGACAUUCCAGGGGGGCACUACGACGCUAUGCAGAGUCGAUGUACGAUUUCGUGGCCUCGGUUGGUGGGGUGCAGAAGCAGCGGGACACCGGCUUUCCGACGUGGGAUGAAUACCUCGCCAACCGGGUAUAUUCAAUCGGUGCAUUGCCGUGCUUGAUGGCGAUGGAUGUCACUAUCAUUGGAGUCUACACUGUGACUAACGUGGAGGCUAGCGUCAACGAUAUCAUCUCAUUCAAAAAAGAGAUUGUUGACGGACAGCUUGAUAGCACCAUUCCCCUGAUCAUGCACCACCACGAAAUGACCUCGGCUCAGGAGGCAUUGAAUGUUGCGAUCCGUGACCUACAACGGUCCCGAGCACUCUUCGACUCAGCUAGCGACUGUCUCACGACGGGCUUCAGAUAUCGCAAGUUGGAUACAAAGACCCAGAUUGAUAUCUCAGUUCUUAUUCAGGGGUGCAAGAACAUGAUGCUUGGCAAUGUGAAAUGGUCUCUGAGCAAUCAGCGGUAUUUACCCAACGAGAAGUUGGAUGGCUGGAAGGUCUCGUUCACAAUUUAG
Messenger RNA from Aspergillus homomorphus CBS 101889, 1107 nucleotides. Its product is annotated as terpene synthase family protein. The transcript has 8 exons. The record is from RefSeq and is a predicted model, not a curated record. Bases 1 to 1107 code for a protein of 368 amino acids. NCBI's taxonomy places the organism in Eukaryota, Fungi, Ascomycota, Eurotiomycetes, Eurotiales, Aspergillaceae.